Messenger RNA from Manis javanica (Malayan pangolin), 2849 nucleotides. NCBI's taxonomy places the organism in Eukaryota, Metazoa, Chordata, Mammalia, Pholidota, Manidae. The record is from RefSeq and is a predicted model, not a curated record.
UCCAGAUUGCUAUGGCAACCAGAGCCCUGUUGCUUCUGUGGCCAGGGAGGGUACAGGAGGGGGCAGUCUGACUUGAAGUGAAGGGAGUAGAGUGUGAACUGGGAAAGGAAGGAAGUGGCCCCACUAUUCCCUUGGGAGAAAUAGGUGCCCAGGGGAGCGGUGGCUAGGGGUCACCUCAGGCUGGCCCCCAGCCACCUCCCCACAUGAACUGCUGUGUUUUUCCAGUUGCUGGUGGUGACAUGGCCGCCGGUCCCAGCUGGGAGAAGAGCAGCCUGUGAUUUCACCCUGGGCUGGUUCAUUACCUGACAUCUCCAUGGCAACCAGUCUGUGACAUCACAGGUCCAAAGUCCUUAGGGGGAGAAUGCAGCUUUGGCAGAGAUGCACCAGUACGGAGGUGGAGGGUAGGAAAGCUGGGGAGGGGACUGGGAGCCAGGAGGCCUCUGAGUCCACCAUCUCCACGACCUCAUUCACUCCAUGGCUCCUCCAGGCCUUUGACAUCUACCAGCUUCCCCUGUGUUCAGCAACCCUUACUUCCUGGUCUGUGGCUGCAGUUUUAAAACAGCUUCAGGGAUGGCCAGGGGUCCUAGAAAUAUCCAGCACCUCUCAAAGUCCCCAGGACAGCCUACAGCCAGCGUCACCCUGCCUGUACCUUGAUGGCCUCCGACUUACACAUACUGAAACUUAAGGAUGGCAAAUUUCAAACUUUUUUGACUGGAACGCAGAGGAAUAAGUAUGUUUUGCAUCAUGACCCAGUCCACACGCAUGGAAAUUUUUACCAAAAGUGCGUGCACACAUAUGUGCCUAUGAAACAAUCCAUAACCUGAUUCUGAAAUGUUCUGUUCUCUUCAAAUCUAUUUUUUAAAAUUUGACCUAGUAAAUUGCUUGCUUGACCCACUAAAGGGUGUGCCCCUGGUAUGAACACUGCCUUUGAAGGGUCUAGAACAUACGGAAACUCUGAAGCCCAGAGAGGGGCAGGACUAGCUCAGAAUCACACAGCUGGGACUUAGGGGCAGGAGCAGGGUAUGUUGAGCGCUGUAGCACGCGUGCUCCGGGCUCAGCCCAUACAAUCCCGUAUUUCCCGAGCUACUCUUAGCUCCUGGCUCACGGAGCUCCUGAGCUCAGGGGCUGAGGGCGCUCAUUCUGGGUUGCUCUUCCUUUUCACCAACCUCAGCUUUGCCCCGCCCCCUCAGAUCUCCCUUAGCUGCCCGCCCCAGACAGCCUUUGGGCAGGCUUGUCCCGGAACUCUCUAGUCUACCAGAUGCUAAGCCCAGUCUAGUUUGGAUAAAAACUGGCUUGCACCACAGGGCAUAAAUCUGCAAAGAAGUAAAAAGCUAACCUUUUCAAAGAAUAUUGCUUCUCUCUCACAUACCAACUUUACAUUUCCCUGUAUGGCCCCGGAAGACGGCUGGAUAGCCAGAAACAGAUCUGUUCACAAGCGCCCACAAGGACUGCCCCAUGCCCCAGGGCACGGACCCCCUGAACCCAGACUUGCCCUCCGGCCACCCACCCACUGUUGCUCCAGCCCAUGUCACUGGCAAGGACAAACAGAUGGAUUUCUGUUGGGAUCCUUGGCAGAGGUGCUUCCAGACCACCCACGGCUACCUGUCCGACUCCAGAUCCUGCUCCAGCAACUACAGCGUGGCCGCCCUGGCCACAUCGUCCCUUGUGGGGGUGGCGCAGAGCAUCAAGGACCACAUCACGAAGCCCACAGCCAUGGCACGUGGCCGCGUGGCCCACCUCAUCGAGUGGAAGGGCUGGAGUGCCCAGCGGUCAGGCUGGGAUCCGUCCCCAGCUGAGGACGGGCAACACUGCUGCCUCCCUGAUGAGCUGCGCGAGGCCCGCUUUGCCGCAGGGGUUGCCGAGCAGUUUGCCAUCACAGAGGCCACGCUGAGCGCCUGGUCCUCACUGGACAAUGAGGAGCUGCACCCCAAGAACAGCCCUCAGGACGUCAUCCAGCUGCAGGACCUGGAGACCAUCUACCUUCAGGACAGUCUUCUGAGCGGCCCCUCGCAGGAUGACAGUCUUCUGGCCUUCUCCUCCCCUGGCCUCUCCCCCAAUGGCUGGCCCUCACCCGAUGAGCCCCCCGUCGCAGCUGCCGACCCCCAGCCCCCCAGCCCUGAACAGCACCAUUGGUGGCGGCGGCCACCAGGGGACCCCGGGCCCAAGGGUGGGGCCCGCCUGCAGGGCUCCCUCCCCUUGGUGGACGGUAGCUCCCUCUUGGAAGAGGAGGAUGAGGUGUUCUAUAACUAAGGUGGGGCUGCGUGGCCCAGAGCCUGCUCACACCGUGACCUUGCCUGGGGGGCAGCACAGACAUAGGGUGGUGGGGUCUGGGCUGGGCAUCCUUUGACCCCUCGAGGCAGGCACAGGGUGGGCGUGGCAGGAAUGGAGGCAAGCCUUCCUUAUGGACCACUCUGUGCCUCCGUGGACCUGCCCCUGGCAAUGGGAGCCGUAAUCCCCUUUCUCCCUUCUUUACCUGGCCCAGGUGAGUGCCUCCCCCCGCAGGGUUUCUGCCAUCUGCAAGCUUCAGGACUGUCAGCAGACACCAGGGCAAGCUGCCCAGAGGAGCCAGCAGCCAGGCGUCCAGGCAGACAGCUGCAGGAGGGCCUGGGGACACCAGGGCUCAGUCCCUGCCCCUCCCUCUGUGCUUCUGCCCCUCCAUCAGAGGUGGGGUAGCCUCUUCUGGUGGCUGAGGCCCACUCCUCCUCUCUCUUCACAAGGAUUUCUGUGGUUCUGGAGUGUCUGUCUGUCCCUCACUCAUGGAAGCUGCUCCCUGGUUCCCCUGCUCCCGGCCCCUGCACCCUCCUCCCAUCUCCUGAAGGUUCUCUGAAGACAUUAAAGUGGUGGGUUCA